Molecule: messenger RNA, 1098 nt
Organism: Aedes aegypti (yellow fever mosquito)
Lineage: Eukaryota; Metazoa; Arthropoda; Insecta; Diptera; Culicidae
Product: peroxiredoxin 1
Exons: 2
Coding region: 260-850 (196 amino acids)
Biological process (GO): response to oxidative stress; removal of superoxide radicals; hydrogen peroxide catabolic process
Cellular component (GO): cytosol
Molecular function (GO): thioredoxin peroxidase activity
Source: RefSeq, a predicted model, not a curated record
UACAACUCGUUCGCGCGCACAUCGAUCGUCUUUUAGCUCACGAAUUUCCGUGGACUAUCGUCAGUAUUUUCCGUCAUCUAGCAGCGUUCGCAAGUGUCUGCUCAACGUUUUGUGUGCUGUUUGUUGGUCUCUCUGUGGAGAUUAUAGUUAAUCCGUUCCUGUGUGUGAAACGGAAGCCGGCAUUCCCGAUCACCCUACUAACUUUAGCUAAACGAGGCUUUUUGUUCGAGAAGAGUUCAGCUCACCAAACCCAAUCACCAUGCCUGUCCCAGAUCUGCAGAAGCCCGCCCCGAAAUUCUCGGGAACCGCCGUUGUGAACGGUGCAUUCAAAGAAAUCAAACUGGAGGACUACGCCGGCAAGUACCUGGUGCUGUUCUUCUACCCCCUUGACUUCACCUUCGUCUGCCCGACCGAAAUCAUUGCCUUCUCGGACCGCGUCGAGGAGUUCGAGAAGAUCGGCUGCUCUGUGAUCGGCGUCUCGACCGACAGUCACUUCACCCAUUUGGCCUGGAUCAACACCCCGCGUAAGCAGGGCGGUCUCGGAGAGCUGCGAAUUCCCCUGUUGGCCGACAAGUCCAUGAAGAUUUCCCGUGACUACGGAGUGCUCCAGGAGGAGAGCGGUGUCCCAUUCCGUGGACUGUUCGUCAUCGAUGGUAAGCAGAAUCUCCGCCAGGUGACCGUCAACGAUCUGCCCGUUGGACGCAGCGUCGAUGAGACCCUCCGCCUGGUGCAAGCAUUCCAGUUCACCGAUGAACACGGUGAGGUCUGCCCCGCCAACUGGAAGCCUGGAUCCAAGACUAUGGUCGCCGAUCCGCAAAAGUCGAAGGAAUACUUCAAUGCCGCAAACUAAACUAUUAUCGUAAAUUGUACCGUAAAAAUAGCAUUAAGAAGCUGUUGUGGCUAUUAGAGAGAUACUCUGCAACUGCAUAUCCUUGUCACAACACAGAAUAACACUAACUACUUUGUAGUAUGGCCUCCACGUUGAGUUAGCAUUGUUCUAUUCAUCAAAAGAUAGCUGCUCUACCAUGUUCCAACACAAUCCAUAAACGGAAAAAAUAAGAGCAAUAAAAUAGUAUUGUUUUUUUUCUACACCUCAAA